UAAAAAAACAUGUUUUAGAAGUGUUCGCAAUAUUUACAGUGGAGCGGAGGAAGCUAUGUACAUCACAGAAUAUGUUAAACGUUAAGCUGGCCUUGUUUUUUCUUCCUAUGGUAAUAUCUCAAAGAGACUUUUAUUUCCGAAGUGUGGAAGACCGAUGCAUACCGACAUGCGCAUUUAUAGAAAACAUUCCAAACUGGUCGUUUCAAUGUGAUGGCGACAAUAGUACGUGCGAUUGGCAGUGCGCGGGGCAGCGGAUGGGGUGCGCCGAGGGAAAGGUCUACCACUGUGCACAGGACUUUCAAAAUUAUGAAUUUAAACGCAACAAAACUGAAUAUAUUGAGGCAUGUGCGCCGGAGAGGUCUUGCAAUGCAGGGGAAGAGCCAUUUGUUACAUUUCCCUUUGACGACUUAGUACGGUCACCUAGAAACGCUCUAAUCAACUGCGUUCCCUGCACGAACCCUAGGUUUUACAACAGCCAAGUUGGAAAGUCUUCUGCCUCAUACGCCCGGUGCUAUCAGCAGAAAUUCAACAAAUGUAUCCCUGAAGACAAUAAAAUUGACUGCGGCAUUCCUUGGCGUGAACGUAAGGACUCCGACGGGUAUUGCCGGUGUGACGCCAGGAACGGUUAUGCGCCGGAAAAUGAGAACGUGAAAACGAAAUGCUUCUACAGUGACGAGUUUUGUGUCUUUAAACCUUGUCCACAACUAAACCAGGAGCUGCUUUUAAAUUACACAUGUGGCGACAGGUGCCCUUCUGGAAUGCACAGGACAGAGCAAUCGGAUGACUGUGUUCUUGACAAAUUUGUUCAAACCACCAAAAGUCCACCUACGACAUUGACGUCUCAACCGAGGUUAGAAAAAACAAAAACCCAUGUUAGCAUAUUACCAACUACAGAAACCGUAAAAGAAUUGUUUACUAAAAGAAAAGAGAAGGUUACCUACGAUAGCUUUAGCACAGACCCUCGUAUUCCAAUGGUCAUUGCUGUUGCAACAUUCGUCGUAUUGGUCUUCAUAUUUGUUGUCAUAUGUGCAUGCAAAAUUACAAAAUGUAGUGAGGUUCACAUAACAUUGUGUAGCAGGAGUAAAACAACUAUACGCAGGAAUACCAACAAUAUAGCCGGAAAUCAUGUACAAGUGACAGGCAAGAAAUCAAAUGUCCAGAUUUGUUCGGAGCCUACAGAAACUUCACCAAAAGAAAUCGAGGAAACAAGUUUCUCCAAUUCACCCGACCAUACAUUUCAAAGAAACGGUCGGGAAAUCGAACAUCAAAGCGAUUCCGAAUCACCUUUGCUGUUAGGAAAUGAGGAAAAUCGUUCUCCAGAAACGUCUGGCGACACAACUACCGUUACCAUUGAGAGAAGAAUGGAAAACGAUGAUUUGAACAACGGCCCCUGUCAUUCUCCCGGUGGUAUUGCUGAUGUUAUUCCUUUGACAGAUGAGGGUUGUGAAUUAUGCCGUUGUGACGAACAAGAUGGUCUCUGCAAUGAGAACUUGCAACUGAUAGCGCAACAGUGUGGUGAUAAUAUGUCGUUCAGAGCUGCCCUUGAACUUUCGGCUGACCUCGACCCAGUAAAAGCGCUCCAAGUUUGGAGGGCAAACAUAACGAGCGAAAACAGAUACGAACAAUUUAAGAAACUUGUCGAUGCUGUUUUAGCAACCGAGAAGAGAGAAUUAUACUCACAACUGAAAGAAAAACUUUUUAAGGAUGAAACAGCUGUUCAAGGGCCCGUAUUUGAAGGCAAAAUCCCAGCAAAAAUACUUUCGUCAAAGAACAACCCUUUGCCCCCUAAUUCUGUUCUGAGAACCCAUAGUCAAGUAACACAGUGUCCAAACAGCAUAGUCGAUGAUACGAAGGAGACGUCGUAUACCAAUAAAAAUGCUCAGGUGCCAUUUUGUACCAAAGGAACAUGCUCUGAAAUAGUGAAUGAAUUGCGCACUAGUCCGAAUCGAGAACAGGCUCGUAGGAAGCACAUUAAUAGUGCUGAUGUAAACGAGCUCAGGCAGGCCUCCGAGCGUGAGACAGACACAGAAGCGUCUGAAAGGGAAAGUUUGUUGUAGCAUUAAAAUUCUAUAGGUUACAAAAAGUUAUCAUAUCGAAUAUAAUUUUAUAUGCUCAAACUUGUUUUUUUUUACUACGAAGGAGUGUUUUGUAACGAACAAAUAUUGAAUAAAACAAUCAGGUGAACAAAUUCAUAUCAUUGUUAUAAAUAAAAUUCAACAUUUUUAAAUUGUUCAGCCAUUAAGAAAAACAUUUAACUUUGUUUAGUUUAUGCAUAUUAUAUGCAAAACGUAUUCGUAAAAAUCAUGCACUUCCUUUUCAUAAAUGUUUUCACUUCCAUCACCAAGGAUCCUUUGUCUUCUUUAGAUACGUUUUUAAUGAAUAUUACAAUCAUUUUCAAGAUUUCUUUAAAAUAGGACAUGGAUUAUCGUAAACUUUCUGGUCAAUUUGUCUGUUGGUCCUAGUCACAUUCGUUUUGGAUCUCGUGUAAUGCAGUGUGAAUAUUUGUCACAAUGUUAUAUACUGGGCAAAGGCCUUUUUCUGGACACCAAAGUUUUGGGAGAAUAGCUAUUUAGGUUGGUAGUUAAACAGCACGAAUUUUAUCUAAAACUAUUUUUGGUUCUUAUUUCACAUUUGUACAGUUUUAGAAUUCUUACUCCAUGGUUCAAAUAAGUGCUUAACUGUUCGAAGACUUUUAGUUUAAAGGGAUUGUUUUCUAUGUAGAAUUAUUAAACAACAAAUGGAACCUUGUGUAAAUUUCAUUAUCAUAUGUUUACUAACAGAUACAAAAUCAAACCACUUACACUUAAUAAGCAUUUUUCAAUGCUUCGACCUUGAAGAUUAAAAUGCCUUUAGCAAUUGCAACAUGUAUACAAUUGAAGGAAUUUUUAAUAUGUUUUGUUGUUUUUGUUGAUGUUUUUAGUCUUUAAAAUAUAUUUUAUUUAAAUUAUUUUGCGUGAUUGCUUUACUACGAGGUGUCCUGUUAUUAAGGCACUGUCCGGAAUUAGGUAUUUCCCCAGUAUAGGUAAACUAUCAUAUUAUGUAUAUAACAUUAUACGUUUUUAUUUAUUGUGAUAAAUAAGUCAUGUUCUAUGUCUUUGGCGUUUACCCAGUGCCAUUAAACGGGCUUUAUGUUUAAUCGUUUGCCUUCUGAGCUUGUUUCUGUAGUUUUACACAUAAGUUGUGAACGUUGUAGACGCAGAUUGGUUAAAUUAUUGAGCUUUAUUUUAUACAAUGCAUGCUUAAUUUUAUAUUAUAAUCAUAGCAAUAUUUAAACUUUAGUGUUGUUUAUUAAGAUAUCCUACUAUGUCAUUUAAGCAAAGGUUAGACAUGUUUGAUCAAAUCAUUUUCCCUAUUUUAAGCUAUGGCUCAGAAGUGUGGAGAUUACAGAAAUGUGUAUAAGUACAAAGGUACAUUGUUGUGUGUGUUAUAUAAGUGAUAGAUUUUUUGUUGUAAUUAUAUAAGAUAGCUUACCUGUGAUCUUUUGGUUGUGUGAUUUGCUUAUGAAGCUGAUAUUAUACCUUGAAUGUAUUUUGAUAUAUGUUUGCCAUCAUUAAAUGUGUAUGGGCACUUAA
Mya arenaria is the source of this 3572-nucleotide messenger RNA. RefSeq lists its product as uncharacterized. NCBI's taxonomy places the organism in Eukaryota, Metazoa, Mollusca, Bivalvia, Myida, Myidae. Bases 72 to 2057 code for a protein of 661 amino acids. The record is from RefSeq and is a predicted model, not a curated record. The transcript is spliced from 14 exons.